AUGCUGAAGCAGAGACGAAUGAACUGGCUCGGGCACGUGAUGCAAAUGGGCGACGGCCGAAUCCCCAAGGAUCUACUGAAGUGUACUCUUGUGUUACAGACUGGAGGGUUCUUCGUGGAGGCGGGUGCAGUGGAUGGCGAGUUGAACAGCAACACAUUGUUCCUGGAGAGAACCCGCAACUGGACCGGACUACUAAUAGAACCUUUCCCAGAAAUGUAUAAAGAUCUUGUAAACAAACAUAGGAAAGCCUACUCGAUAAAUGCUGCUCUGGCCGUCAGCAAUGUUUCUGCACAAGUUCCCUUCAUUUCGCAUGGUCAUAAGGGCUCCACCGGGCACAUCAGUGGGAUGUCGAACGACGCCACCUAUAGUGUGAAGGCUCUCCCUCUCUACUCCAUCUUGCUGGCCCUCAACGUGACUGUGGUUGACUUUCUCUCCCUCGACAUUAAUGGAGAUGAGUUGAAGGUAUUGCAGACGACCCCUUGGAACAAGGUGAAGGUUCGCCUCAUAUGCGUAGGUUUGACCUUCAAUCCUGAUGGAGAAGAUACUCUUAAAGAGUUUAUGAAUAAACAAGGUUACAAGCAUCUUGUAACCAGAAAUAAUGAUGUCUGGUUUGGGUGGCCGGAUCUCUUGAAUCAAACCAUGAAAAAAAAUGAAACGUUUUUGUUGUCUUAA
Molecule: messenger RNA, 672 nt
Organism: Procambarus clarkii (red swamp crayfish)
Lineage: Eukaryota; Metazoa; Arthropoda; Malacostraca; Decapoda; Cambaridae
Source: RefSeq, a predicted model, not a curated record